Molecule: messenger RNA, 459 nt
Organism: Plenodomus lingam JN3
Lineage: Eukaryota; Fungi; Ascomycota; Dothideomycetes; Pleosporales; Leptosphaeriaceae
Source: RefSeq, a predicted model, not a curated record
AUGUCCUGGUUCAGGGCCUGCUGGGCAAAGGACGUAUGGGCGCCAUUGGCAAUAGGAAGAAUAAGCGCCCCAUGCGAAGGACUCUGUUUAACCUCUGACAAGACUUACUGGCUUCUCCAGACCAUCGACUGGGAAGCGCUUAAGACAGCCCUCCGAAAGCGAUACAUGCACAACGAUAGCGUCCAGCAUGAGGAACAGACUGUCUUCUUUGAGCAAUGGCUGCGCGACUGUCAAUCGACGACCCCCCUCAACAUCCGAGAGUAUCUCGAGGAGUUCCAGAUCCGGAUUGAGCGCUGCAUUGCUGCCGAUAUGGUUGAAAGAGAAAAGAAGGGGUAUUAUCUUGAGAAGGGCCUACCAGUCAACCAGACAACGAAGAUCCUUCAGAAGUUCAAUCUCUCAACGAGACGCGUUCGGGAGUUCAACUUCAACAUGAUUAGUUCCUAUCUUCUCCCGGAUUGA